Vitis vinifera (wine grape) is the source of this 2253-nucleotide messenger RNA. RefSeq names its product pentatricopeptide repeat-containing protein DOT4, chloroplastic. The record is from RefSeq and is a predicted model, not a curated record. Gene Ontology annotation, biological process: RNA modification. The transcript has a single exon. Gene Ontology annotation, molecular function: zinc ion binding; protein binding; RNA binding. The coding region runs from base 94 to 2082 and encodes 662 amino acids. NCBI's taxonomy places the organism in Eukaryota, Viridiplantae, Streptophyta, Magnoliopsida, Vitales, Vitaceae.
UCGCAACGGCAACUGAUUAAAACGACACCGUUUUGCGUUGUAUAGGCAUUGGCUCGCAGAUUCCAGGUAGAAUCGGGUGAGGGGAGAGGUGCGAUGGAUGUGCUUUCAUCCACACAAUCACAAAGUAUAUUCGUCAAACAGAAAUCAACAAAUGCAACCCACUGCAAGAAUCCCUCUAAUCUUCGAAGUCAUGUUCGCAUGUCGCAGAAAUCUAUUGAUUUUGGUCUCACCCACCAAUUGUUCGAUGAAAUUCCUGUUUCAAAUACCUUUGCUUGGAACAAUCUAAUCCAGACCCAUCUCACCAAUGGGGAUUCCGACCGCGUCGUCUCCACCUAUCGGCAAAUGCUGCUCCGUGGUGUUCGUCCCGAUAAGCAUACUAUCCCACGCAUUUUGACUGCUGCUCGCCAUACUAGUAGCUUCUCCUUUGGGAAGCAGGUUCAUGGGCAUGCCCUGAAGCUGGGGCUCUCUUCUGAGAGUUAUGUGAUUAGUGCUCUACUGGAAAUGUACGGGCGUCUUGAUGGAGCUAAUGCCGCAAAGUUGGUGUUUUGUAAGUCUGCCAGGAGAAAUUCUGUGUCUUGGACUCUAAUAUCAAGGCUGUAUAUCAUGGAAGAUAAACCUGGUUUAGCUGUUGAUAUGUUCAAACAGAUGGUGGAGUCUAAGUCUGAGAUUGAUCCACUGGCGUUGGUGACUGCAAUUGUCGCUUGUGGGAUGUUAAAGUCGCUGCAGGAGGGGAGGUAUGUGCAUGAGAUUGCGAAGAAAUGUGGACUAGAGGCUGAUGUUUUGGUAAGUAAUUCGCUCUUGAAGAUGUAUAUUGAUUGCGGAAGUAUCAAAGAUGCUCGAGCAGUUUUUGAUCGUAUGCCGUCAAAAGAUGUCAUCUCCUGGACCGAAAUUUUCCGCGGGUAUGUCAAGAAUGGCGGAUUCAAUGAGGGUCUCAAGUUGUUCAGGCAGAUGAGCAUGGAGGGGGUAAAACCCGACUCACUCGCUAUCUCUAGCAUUCUCCCAGCCUGUGGGAGGGGAGCAGCUCAUAAGCAGGGAAAAGAAAUUCAUGCAUAUUUGCUUAGAAAUGGGAUUGACUUGAAUGUAACAGUCCAAAAUGCUGUUUUAGAUAUGUAUGUGAAAUCAGGAUUCAUUGAAUCUGCAGCAAAGAUUUUUGCUGGUAUGAAGGACAGAGAUGCCAUUUCAUGGACUGUGAUGAUCCUAGGCUAUAGCUUACAUGGCCAAGGAGAGCUUGGGGUUGACCUGUUUCGCAAAAUGGAGAAAAACUCAAGUGUAGAAAUCGAUCAAAUCGCAUAUGCUGCUGCCCUCCAUGCCUGUACCACUGCCCGCCUGGUCGAGCAAGGGAGGUUCUAUUUCAACUGCAUUACAGCACCUAAGAGCAGACACUAUGCUUUAAUGGUUGCUCUUCUAUCUCGUGUGGGGCUCUUCGAUGAGGCCCGGGUUUUUAUGGAGGAGCACAAGCUUGAAGGCCAUGUAGAGGUUCUAAGAGCAUUGUUGGAUGGGUGCAGGAUACACCACAACAUGCGGACUGCCAAACGAGUCAUUGAGCAGCUCUGUGAUUUGCAAACUCUCAAUGCUGACAACUAUGUUCUACUCUCAAACUGGUACUCAAGCUUUGCCAAAUGGGACAUGGUAAAUGAACUGAGAGAAACCAUUAGAGAUAUGGGGCUGAAGCCUAGAAAAGCCUAUAGUUGGAUAGAGUUUAGAAACAAAAUUCAUGUGUUUGGAACAGGGGAUGUAUCCCAUCCAAGAUCAGAGAAGAUAUACUGGGAACUGCACAGUUUGAUGAAGAAAAUUGAAGAGGAAGGAACUAGGUUAAAUUUGGAUUUCAGUCUCCACGACGUUGAUGAAGAACGAGAAUGUGUACCAAUUGGACACAGUGAGUUAUUGGCUACAUCUUUUGGGCUAAUCAGUACACAAGCAGGGGCAACGAUUCGUGUGACGAAAAAUCUUCGUAUGUGUGGGAACUGCCAUGACUCUGCAAAAGCAAUCUCCAAGAUAGUAGAAAGAGAGAUCAUAAUCAAGGACCCAAGUUGUUUUCACCAUUUUAAAGACGGGUUUUGUUCUUGCGGUGAUUUUUGGUGAUUCAAUUCUUACUUUGUUGUUUUUGUUACUUUUGAGUUUUGAGUCUCUGAAAGUCGAGGAAGUUUCAACGGUUAGAAGUAGACUUGAGAGCUCCAGACUAGGAGGAAUUUCAGAGGUAGAUUCAUUCAAUAUUUCAAGAGCCAUAUAUAAGAAGAGAUCUCCUUGCAGACA